AUGAAAAUACAUAUAGAUAACCAAGUAAAUGGCGAUGAUAUAUCUGGAUCAGUCACAUGUGAUAAUAUCCUAAACUUCUUUGUUGAUGGUCAGCUUGAAGCAAGUUCAAACGAUUGGAAAGUCGGUUCUCCAGUUUCAUUUUCGGAUACAGCACAUGUUCUGGCAUUCGAUUGUCGGGAUGAAGGUGUGAUCGCAGGAAUUCGAGGUUCAUUUAGUAAUGGGGUGGUUACUGAUUCGUCAUGGAGAUGUUCAACUUCAGACGAUGAAGGCUGGAAAGAAUUAGGAUUUGAUGAUAGUAAUUGGCAGGACGCCACUAUACAGACACACAGCGACUGGGGAAACAAACCAACAUCUAUAGCCAGUGAAGCUAAAUGGAUUUGGACUGCUGGUGAUUUUACUGAUAGACAUGUCUUCUGCAGACGAAGAUUACACCCAGGUACAAGGUUAGAUCUGCGAUUAGACCAAAACGAUAAACCCAAACCAGGUGAAGAACCAGUCAAUAGAGUUGACGCAGCAGCGCUCAAACACGAUAUACUAUACAGAAAUAAAGACAUAACAUCCAGACACGAAGCAGACAAACAAAUGAUAAUCAAACUUGAAAACAUUCCAAAUCCAACUUUUAAAGAGAGAAUUCAAAGAGCAUUAAUCAUUAAACUCUUGAAAGCAAAGAUGAAAAUGGGUAUGGGAAUAGCAGAUGAAAUACACAAAAAAUUUAGAAACUUAACUGAUUAA
Molecule: messenger RNA, 732 nt
Organism: Lottia gigantea (owl limpet)
Lineage: Eukaryota; Metazoa; Mollusca; Gastropoda; Lottiidae
Exons: 4
Coding region: 1-732 (243 amino acids)
Biological process (GO): phospholipid metabolic process; arachidonate secretion
Molecular function (GO): A2-type glycerophospholipase activity
Source: RefSeq, a predicted model, not a curated record